Messenger RNA from Megalops cyprinoides (Indo-Pacific tarpon), 2257 nucleotides. RefSeq names its product cyclic AMP-responsive element-binding protein 3-like protein 1. The record is from RefSeq and is a predicted model, not a curated record. NCBI's taxonomy places the organism in Eukaryota, Metazoa, Chordata, Actinopteri, Elopiformes, Megalopidae. The transcript has 12 exons. Gene Ontology annotation, molecular function: cAMP response element binding; DNA-binding transcription factor activity, RNA polymerase II-specific. Bases 163 to 1668 code for a protein of 501 amino acids. Gene Ontology annotation, biological process: regulation of transcription by RNA polymerase II.
CAUUCGCAUAAGAAAUUCACGUUGAGGUCUGCGCAAACUAUACAGCCUUGCUUCAGAGCAUAUCCUGUUCCAUUUCCAAAAAGCAAAAAAUUCGAAAGCUUAGACUCAUUUAUUUUUUAGACAAAACUUUAUCAAAUAGUCAGUUUUUACAAUACCUUUACAAUGGACACAAUUCUGGACAACUUCAACUCGGAGAAACUUUUCCCGAAUUCUAACCUGUUGGACCUUGAGGACUUGAAUGAAACAGAUUUUCUCACCAAUGUGCAGCACUUUUCGGAGAACAUGGAGGACUUUGCCAGUGACCUCUUCAGCAGUUUCUUCGAUGAGAACCUGCUGGCAGAGAGGAACCCCUUGCUGGACAUGGAGCUGGACCCACCCAAUCCCGACAUUCAAGCAGAGCACAGCUACUCCCUGAGUGGAGACUCUGCCCCCCAGAGCCCUUCCAUGCCAAUCAAGAUGGAUGAAGGGACAGAGUCCGAAGGUAUGUGGUCCUUCAGCCAGGAUCUGACUGCCAUCCUGGUGAAGCAGGAGCCUAACCCCCUGCCAGAGCCCUCCCCCUCCCCCACCCUAGUGAACGGUGUGCCUCAGCCUCUAAACCUGGCUCCACCGCCACGGAGGAACUCCCCGGAGCACAUGGUUUCCAACGACUUGAACCCAAUACAUUCUAUAAAAGCUGAACCCAAUGAAGUCAACCAGUUCCUCAAUGUCCCAUCAGAUGAGCAACUGCAGCUCCCUCCCACCCCUCCGAGCAGCCACGGCAGCGACAGCGAUGGCUCCCAGAGUCCCCACUCCCUGCCCCCCUCCAGCCCAGCGCGCCUCCAGCCCCGAACCUCUGCUGCCAUUUCCUCCUCGCCCCUGCUCACCGCGCCCCAUAAGCUGCAGGGCACCUCAGGGCCCCUCAUGCUGACGGAGGAGGAGAAACGCACCCUCAUCGCGGAGGGUUACCCCGUGCCCAUUAAGCUGCCCCUCACCAAGACUGAGGAGAAGGCCCUGAAGAGAGUCCGGCGGAAGAUUAAAAACAAGAUCUCCGCCCAAGAGAGCCGCAGGAAGAAGAAGGAGUACGUGGAGUGUCUGGAGAAAAAGGUUGAGUCAUACACGUCUGAAAACAACGAGCUGUGGAAGAAGGUGGAGACCUUGGAGAGCGCUAACAGAUCUCUGCUUCAGCAGCUCCAGAAACUCCAGGCCCUCGUUGCUGGAAAAGUGCCCCGUUCUUGCAAGAUGGUCUCAACCCAAACGGGGACCUGCCUCAUGGUGGUGGCGCUUUGUUUUGUCCUGGUUCUGGGCUCCUUCAUACCCUGUCUGCCUGAGUUCUCCUCUCUGUCCCACACAGUGAAGUCGUCACCCCUGCCCUCGGCCGAUGUCUACACCGCCAGCCAGAUUCGCUCUCGCAGCCUCCUCUUCUACGACGACACUUUUGACCUGUUAGAUGGAGGCUAUGGAGGCUUUCUAAAUGUGGAGGAUGGCAACACCUGGGAGGAGGCACCCCACGACUUCACAGAGGACAGGCCCUCUAAGGAGGCCCAAGGGGAGCACGAAACUGCCAAGUACCUGAGUAAGGCCCACGCGGACAUGAUGGACUACAACAGUACAGGUGCCAAGCUCCUCCAAGAAAAAGAGCAGUAUCACAAAAGAGAGGCGACCCCUGGUGGUGGCGCAGAAUAUUUCUAGGAUGUUUGUACAGAGCUGCAGCCAGACGGCAGCAUUCCACACUCACCUGACCCUGGCGGAGGUCUCUGGCACCAGGGCGCCCCCCCUGCAGAAUGCCAUAAACCCCCUGGCACCUCUUCCCCAUCACCAAGAUGCCAAUCCAGAGAAAAAGACAGAGGGAGAAAGAGGCAUCACCACACACACACACACACACACACACACACACACACACACAAUUCAGAUAGAACUUACGCACUUGCAGCAACGUGAAAGAGAAGAGAGAGCUGAUUUUGGAGCACAGACUCAUGGGUCUUCUGUGGAAGUAAAUGUGCCUGCCCACACUCUAUGAGUGGGUGUGUGUGGGGGCAGUGUUCUGUGCUAAAGAGGUGCUUGAAAAGCCUGCUAUCAUGUGGUUUGACAACACUGAAUAUAUACCAGGUAGACGAGCAGGACAAGACAAGGGCACUUUACGUGAAGAAGGAACAAAUCCCUAUGAUCUUAGGAAGGGGGUAAUAACAUUAUCAGCCAAAUAAUGUUACUAAUGUAACUAGACCAUUUCGAUUCUGAACACAAUUGCAUUUCCUUUUUCUGAAUUCUCAGUUUACAAUAA